AUGAAUACUUCAAAAUGGCUUCCGAGGCAGCACCACGAAGUGGUCAAACUUUUCGACCAAACGCGAACCGUGGAACGGGAGUUCCGCAUUCUCGGCAAGCGGUUCGCGACGGAUAUUAACCUGGAUCUGCCGGAUUACUACGAAUUCGAACGGUUGCUACAACAAAGUCGGCUGGGUUUCGAACAGUCGGCCCACAUCCAGAUGCGCUUGAUUCGGAUGACGGCCACGUCGGCGGAUAAGAACGUCGAGCGGAGCUUCUUCAAAAUUCUGCUCGACCGCAAGGCGCACCUGAUUCGGCAGAAUCUUCGCAAGCGACACUUUCAGCUGACGUUUAUCAUCAACAAGAUGAUAAAGCUGAUGCUCGGGUUGACGUACAGCUCCGAGAUGGUCAUCGACGGUUCGAUGCUACUGGCGACGUUGCACAACGAGAGCGUGACAUUGGCACUGAAAACGGCCAAAGCACGCACGCAGGACGGAGCGCAAAUUUGCAGCAAUACUUUUCCGGCGGUCAUGAUUGCGCCGAAAAAGAUCGAUAUCGCAACGAUUCUGCAGAUUGUGACGAAGCAACGCUCGGAACAGUGCUGCGCCACGCUCAUUAACUGCCUGUUGGUGUCCUGCAAGGGAGCAACGACGAUCGCCAUCGAAGACGACGAGUCGGAAACCUCCAGCGUGGAAAUACUGCGCACUCUCACUGCGAAUUUUAACGAAGGAACUAUCAAGACGCAGGACGCAGCUCUACAGGAAGAUUUGAAUAACCGCCGGAAAAGUAGCGUAAACUUGAUCGCCAGCGGCGAGAUGCAUCAAACUGCUCCGGCCAAACCGGCUAAAAUAACACCGAUCGUUAAACCGGAGGCCAGAGAACCAGACGAAUCGGAGCACAAUGAUCCUGCCAUCAACUUCUUCGACGAAAUGGCCGCCGAAGCGGUUGCGUACAACACGAUCAACUAUCUGGUCAACGAACCGGAAGGAAUUGACUUGCUGGAGAAUCUGAUAACCGACGAAGAGAUCUUCAUUGCCAACAUCCUGAUGAAGGUGAUCAAGCUCUGCCCGUCGGCGUUCGAGAAGGAGUUGAACAAAACCGAACUGAUCAAGUGGGUUAAUCGUGGAACGCGCGGUCUUUGGACGCAGGUUGGCGGAGCGCUCGAGCACGUGGUGCUCUGGUGGAGCAACUCGCCGCUUGCCUGUAGGCCGCCUGCCUGUGCCAAGUAUCUGCGCGAUUGGCUGCUGCUGAUCAGUCCGGACGAAGCCCCCGAGCCGAUACUGUCCAUGCUGAAGGGAUUGGGCGAAACGUUAACCGUACACGUUUCGAGCACGAUCUGGGAUCGGCAGUUUCGUCUGGCGGUUGUGGCCUCCAGCUUGGCCGUGGACUAUCCCUUCGAGGAGUCCGAGUUCUACAGUGCUGGUAUGACGGUCGAGGGAACCAUUUGCGGAAAGGUUUGGAGUGAAUUGCUGUACCAGCUGGUCGUGCUGUCCAAUUCAUGUGACAUCGGAACCAUACCGAAUGAGCUCCCGUUGGUAGAACAGAUUCCGGUGCUGCAUCGGCUUGAUCACUCAAUCCAUUCGAUGCGCAUCUGGGCAGCGAACAAAGCGCGAUCGCUCUGUACCGACUGGAACAUGAUGAUGUUCUUCAAGGUCGUACACAACGACAUCAAGCUCUGUUUGGAACAAUUGCAGUACCUUCGAGUUCCCGAGUUGGUAACACCGGACGCCCUGGAGGUUCAAGUUCAAGUAUGCGUCGCCUUGCGGGCGAAGCUAGUUUCCGAAAUCAAAGAAAACAUUCGAAAGCUUAAGCUAGCAAGCGCGGAGUGUAUCGACGUGUUGGCGGCAGUUUGCCGGACUACCAGCUUAGCGUCGCUGACGCUGUGCUUUCCGCAUUACCGACACUGGCAAACGGAAGUUCUACAGAAUACUGCCAACGAGUACGUGGCGUACUUUUUUAAUCAAGUGUACUUCCCGGUGAUUGAGGCCACCAAUGAUCUGGAAAUUCUGAAACUAACGCUGAAAAUAAUCUGCGAAGCUUGGUUGGAUCAUAUCUAUAUGAAGAAGACGCGAUUCAGCAGCAAUGGGGCGUUAAAUUUGCUCAAGGACUUUGAUGGCGUUGCCGAAUGGAUCAUGAAAUGCAAAGCCCUAGAGAAGCCACUGAAGGAAGUGCUGUCGAAGCACGAAGUGCUGCGAAUGUGCGAAGGAGUCGGCAAGCUGCUGCUGAGAAAACCGGAUGAAACCAUUUCGAUUCUUCCCAGCGCUGCCGAUGCCCGGAAGGCCGAAGAAGCUGGGGGUGACGAGAAGGCACCACUGCCACCGGAGAUGUUCGUACCGAACCAGAAGCGCUGGCUGGAGCUGCGUGCCAGAGAUCGGAAAACACUGGGCAUGAACUGUGCCUGCCUGUGCGCUGGCACCGAUGUUUAUUAG
Messenger RNA from Sabethes cyaneus, 2409 nucleotides. RefSeq lists its product as uncharacterized. The coding region runs from base 1 to 2409 and encodes 802 amino acids. The transcript is spliced from 6 exons. Lineage: Eukaryota; Metazoa; Arthropoda; Insecta; Diptera; Culicidae. The record is from RefSeq and is a predicted model, not a curated record.